UUUGCUUAGCAAUGAACUAUGUGAAAUGCAUGUAUUGGUCUAAGCAGAAGAAUAGCUAUUUAUCUUCCACAUGAGACCACUUCUUGAUCAAACACUUUAUACAGAAUGUUUAUGGGCCGAUCCAGCCACUUUCAGGCUUUCAGGGCCAAGUGACUUCCUUCCCCUCAUUUGUUAUAAUCCCUCCCUGUUGCUGGAGAACUGCAUGGGUGAAUGAUAAAGCAAUACAGUCUUCAAGUAGGCUACAGUAAUAAGGUUACAGACUACGCUGGUACUGAAACAGCCACCGCGACACCAUGUUUCCUACACUCCCAUUAGCUAAGGGCACCGUAACCCCUAACACUACAGCCAGCCACACCACCGCCGCUCCCGGGUUUAUAGACCAGCUACUGAACAAGAUUCCCUUGCCAAGAUGGGCCAUUUACACCAUCUUUGCUGUCAUUGUCUUGGUGUUUUUGGUGUGUAUUAUAUGCAUCUGUGCGAAAUGCUGCUGCAAGAGCAAGAAAAAGAUCAAAAAGAAGCCGGACAAUCAAAUCAAUCUACAAGGGGUGAUUGGUUCCUCGACUACAUCGCUAGUCCAACAUGGCUCGGAUGAUGCAGGCUACGGCUCAGCUAAAAACCGGGGGAGACUACUCUAUUCUCUGGAAUACAAGGCACAAGAGCUGACAGUGGGGCUCAAAGAGGCUGCAGCUCUGACAGCCAUGGACCGGAGUGGCACCUCUGACCCCUAUGUUAAAGUCUACAUCACUCCCAACAAGUCAAAGACAUUCGAGACUAAGGUCUACAGGAAAACCCUCAACCCUGUGUUCAAUGAACACUUCACAUUUAAGAUUGACAAGGCUGAGCUCAAUGAGUCCACCAUAGUCAUGAAAGUGUUCGACUUCGAUAGAUUCUCCAAACACGACAUCAUCGGGGAGCUGAGGCUGCAGCUCGGAAUCAUCGACUGGAACCAUGUGAUUGAAGAGUGGGAAGACCUGAGAGAACCCUCCAAGUUUGAGGAUGAAAUUCUGGGGGAGAUCUGCUUCUCGUUGCGCUACGUCCCCACCACUAACAAGUUGACUGUUGUCAUCCUGGAAGCCAAGAACUUAAAGAGUAUGGACAAAGGGGGCUCAUCAGAUCCCUAUGUAAAAGUGCAGCUUGCUCUGGACAAGAAGAAGUGGAAGAGAAAGAAGACGUCUGUUAAAAAGUCCACACUGAAUCCCUACUUCAACGAAUCCUUUACGUUUGAUGUGUCGUUUGAACAAAUUCAAAGGGUUCACCUGAUGAUUUCCGUGUGGGACCAUGACAAGUUGAGCAGGAACGACGCCAUAGGGAAGAUUUUCCUGGGUUGUGAUGCUGCAGGGAACCAGCUGAGGCACUGGGCAGACAUGCUGUCCAAUCCCCGUAGGCCUGUGGCUCAGUGGCACAACCUGCUUUCCAACGAACAAGUGGACUCCACCCUCGACCUCAAACACAGAGUUAGGAUCCCCUUCAUCAAUAAGAACUUUUGAGAAAUCUUAGACUCGCUUGCCAGACUCAUGGCACUCAAGUGGCUAUGGGAAGAGGUUGGAGAAAAUCCUCCUCCAUGGCCCGGCAUAACCAGAUUCCUCCUUCUACUUCACUCAGCUAAUAGCAGCUUGGAGGCCCUAGCACUUUUAAACAAAAUACAGAGCCUUCAGAAAGUAUUCACACCCCUUGAUUUUUUCAACAUUUUGUUGUGUUACAGCCUGAAUUUAAAAUGGAUUAUAUUGAGAUUUGUACGUCACUGUCCUACACACAAUACCCUAUAAUUUCAAAGUGGAAUUAUGUUUUUAGAAAUAUUUACAAAAAAUAUUUUUAUGAAAAGCUGAAAUGUUUUGAGUCAAUAAGUAUUGGACCCCUUUGUUAUGGCGAGCCUAAAUAAGUUCAGGAGUAAAAAUGUGCUUAACAAGUCACAUAAUAAGUUGCAUGGACUCUGUGUGCAAUUAUUGUGUUUAACAUGAUUUUUGAAUGGCUACCUCAUCUCUGUACCCCGCACAUACAAUUAUCUGUAAGUUCCCUGAGUCCAUUAGUGAAUUUCAAACACAGAUUUAAUCACAAAGACCGGGGAGGUUUUCCAAUGCUUCUCAAAGAAGGGCACCUAUUUGUACAUGAGUAAAAAAAUAAAAAGCAGACAUUGAAUAUCCCUUUGAGCAUGGUGAAAUUACACUUUGGAUGCUAUAUUAAUACACCCAGUCACUUCAAAGAUACAGGUGUCCUUCCUAACUAAGGAAGAAAACCGCUCAAGGAUUUCACCAUGAGGCCAAUGGUGAUUUUAAAACAGUUCCAGAGUUUAAUGACUGUGAUAGGAGAAAACUGAGGAUGGAUCAACAACAUUGUAGUUACUCCACAAUACUAACCUUAUUGACAGAGUGAAAAGAAGCAAACCUGUACAAAAUAAGGCAAUAAGGCACUAAAGUAAAACUGCAAAAAAUGUGGCAAAGAAAUUAACUGAAUGUCAUGAAUACAAAGCAUUACGUUUUAGGGCAAAUCCAACAUAACACAUCACUGAGUACCACCCUUCAUAUUUUCAAGCAUGGUGGUGGCUGCAUCAUGUUGUGGGUAUGCUUGUCAUCGGCAAGGACUAGGGAGUUUUUUGGGGGAUAAAAAUAAGUGGAAUAGAGCUAAGCACAGGCAAAAGCCUAGACGAAAACCUGGUUCAGUCUGCUUUCCAACAGACACUGGGAGACAAAUUCACCUUUCAGCAGGGCAAUAACCUAAAGCACAGUUGCUUACCAAGCCAACAAUGAAUGUUCCUGAGUGGUCUUGUUACAGUUUAGACUUAAAUCAGGCUUGAAAAUCUAAGUAAUGGCCGUCUAGCAAUGAUCAACAACAAACUUGACAAAGCUUGAAACAUUUUAAAAAGAAUAAUGUGCAAAUAUCGUACAAUCCAGGUGUGAAAAGCUCUUAGAUAUUUUCCCAGAAAGACUCACAUUUGUAAUCUCAGCCAAAUGUGAUUAUAACAUGUAUUGACUCAGGGGUGUGAAUACUUAUGUAAAUGAAAUAUUUCUUCAUUUCAUUUUCAAUAAAUUUGCUAAAAACAUGUUUUCACUUUGUUAUUUUGAGGUUUUUGUGUAGAUGGUUGCGAAAAAAAAUCUAUGUAAUCCAUUUUGAAUUUAGGCUAUAACACAACAAACUGUCGAAUAAGUGAAGGGGUAUGAAUACUUUCUGAAGGCACUGUAAAUGCUGCCAUUUUUAUAGACAUUUCAUGAUAAACACAUGAUAAUAUAGGAAUAAUAGAAUUAUAGAAGCUCAACUAUUUUCUAUGUAGUCCAUUGUUUAUUGGUUUUAUCCUCAGUUUGAAUAGCCUUACAGGCAAACUUGAACGCUGCACAUAUGACUGGCAUGUUCAUAAAAAAGUAAUUACAAUUUG
Messenger RNA from Oncorhynchus masou masou (cherry salmon), 3367 nucleotides. Its product is annotated as synaptotagmin-1-like. The record is from RefSeq and is a predicted model, not a curated record. Gene Ontology annotation, cellular component: dense core granule; plasma membrane; exocytic vesicle. Lineage: Eukaryota; Metazoa; Chordata; Actinopteri; Salmoniformes; Salmonidae. Gene Ontology annotation, molecular function: calcium ion binding; phosphatidylserine binding; clathrin binding. Bases 294 to 1487 code for a protein of 397 amino acids. Gene Ontology annotation, biological process: regulation of dopamine secretion; cellular response to calcium ion; regulation of calcium ion-dependent exocytosis. The transcript is spliced from 9 exons.